Messenger RNA from Necator americanus (New World hookworm), 810 nucleotides. RefSeq lists its product as uncharacterized. The record is from RefSeq and is a predicted model, not a curated record. Bases 1 to 810 code for a protein of 269 amino acids. Lineage: Eukaryota; Metazoa; Nematoda; Chromadorea; Rhabditida; Ancylostomatidae. The transcript has 12 exons.
AUGGAGUGGUGGAUUCUAAUAUUAUCAUCUUUGCUGUUCAAACCAGAGUGGGGAAGCGCAAACAUCACACAAGUAACGGAUGUUGUCACUGCUGCUCCAGCAAAGAGAAACCGUCAUGCUACAAUUAUUUACGCCAAAGUCUUUUCCAAGGAUCCAUUCGCAACCUGUUCGAGGCCCAUGUGUUCUUUAAAAGAAAGGAUAACAAUGGACGACGAAUUGGAGAAGUGGGAAGAUUUCCGUCUUUCCCUACGUGUCGCAAACUCGAAGGACGCGUGCAAAAGACUCAGAAGUGCUGCUAGUAGAUACAACACUAUCCCACUACUGUUCGCUGAGUCACACAAGUGGGAGGAGAUUUAUAAUAGCUCAGAUAACCACAACACGUACACGAGUGGAACAGAAAACGAGAAGCAGGAACUUUUACGGGAUAUUGCACGUGAAUUCCAAAGCGUAAAUCGUCAUCGAAUUUCCAAGGUUCGAAAAUCGUGCGAAGAUCAUAAUGCCAUCAGAAAUGUCAUAUAUCACGGCACGAUCCUACGUGAUUAUGGGCCUUCUAGCAUCAAUCCUACUUUUAUCAGUCAUCAUUCUUUCAUGCGGAGUUUAUCAAUUGAGAACAAAGAAGUCGAAAUGAAAAUACUGACUGUGAACUCCUCAACUUCAACACUGAAAACGGACAAUUUUCACGAGCAGGAAAUUUCAUAUGUAAGCGUGUUUCGAAAUGCUUUGCUCUACAUUUCACCAUCACUGAAUUAUAGUCACGACGACUUGGGGAAAUUUAGCGAAGCCACGCUGGAUCUACAAUCCAUUUCGUAA